CCACAACGUCAGAGAAGAAAAUUAAAUUUCGGAACGAUUUUGUAGAAAGCCAUUCUCAAAGCCUUUGGAUGUGUUACAACUCUUGGAAGUAACAAGCUAAAUAGAAGACAACUUUUGUGAUCAACCUCAUCAACAUCAUCAUUAUCAAGUAUUAUCUCGAGAACAAUGUCAAAGAGAAGUCUAUAUGAUUUCAUAAGCAAAUAUGAUUAUUGUGAAGGUGAACUCGCUGAACGAAUUAGUGAUUGCGAAGAGGAUCAUGAUAAUAGUACUGCUAGUAAAAAGGCUAAAACAUCCAAUGAAUUGUUAUCAACAACAGAAUCAUCACAGCAGAACAUCAAUUACACAUCCGAAAUGUUAAAGUUUACCAAUGCAAAUGAUGAUCAACAUCACAAUAAUAACGGAUCAACAUCAUCAAGCAAUAAUACUGACAGGAUUAAUGGUAAUAAUCGCUACAAGCGACCUCUCUCUCCAAGCAUAUUUGGCCCAGAAGAUCGUGAUCAUGAUUGGCAUACUCCUUUCGUCUCAGUAGAACAUACUUUUGCAUAUAAUAAUCAGGAUGAUUUCGAUGAACAAUACGCAAGAGCCCUUCAAAACUCUCUCAAUGAUGGUGAUAGUGUUAUGUGCACAAAUUAUGAUUUAAACUCUGAUGUACCACGAGCCUUCCAAGCUGAAGUUCAUCAACCAACAAUCACUUUGGAAGAAUUUUCAGCCCAGCUUGCUUCUCAAAUUACACCUUCUUCAUCCCACACCAUGCGCGAUGACUAUCCAACUGGUUUAUCGACCAAACUCUAUCCCGAAGGUUACUCGACCCUUCUCUAUCCCAAAAGUGAAACCAAGAACUCGAAUGAUUAUUCAUCAAGUUGUUUUGGUGAUGAAGAACAUGAGAAGAAGAAAAAUAAUUUUAAAAAUAAUUCCAACAAAAAGAAUAACCUCCACGCAGCUAAAGAGACUCGUAGAGAAGAAGAACAACGACCACUAACAGAGCAGCAGCAAGAUAUAACAAAUAGUCGCGACUCGAAUAGUACUGACUGGCUUGAUAGAAGCAAUUCGACACCAAUUGUUAACGAUUCAAGGAAACAAAAGAGAUCCAUCUCUAUCGAAGAAGAAGACAUUGUUGAUUUAUCAGAUCAAUCAUCUAAUAAUAAUAAUAUUACUGCUUUUGAUCAGCAACAAGUACAACAAAAAACAUCAUCAGAAAAUAAUUUAUUGAACACAAUGCCAAUCCAAAGUGCAACUGAAGGAAGUGAAUCAUCCGAUCAUCCAACACUUACUUCCCAAAAUUCCAAAAGACUCCAACAAGUUCCAGGUGUAAAUUCUGCACCAACAACAACUAGUGAACCAACCUCCCCUACCAACACUGGUAAUUCUGUUGCAUCAGUAGCAGAACAAAACACUUCCUCUCAUGUAAAUACCAAAACAACAAGACUCUUUUCUGAAGAGAUUGCCUUUAGACACUUGAUUUGCAUCAACCCAAAGAAUGUUGGUGAGGUAUCUAGUUAUCAAAUAGCACUGACUUUCGAUGAAAAUAGUUCCUACACAAGUAAGACAGAACCACCAUCAAAGCAAUGCCUAUUCAAGGUUGGAGCCAAAUAUGACCUCAAGAGAUUGAUUGAAUUAAUUUCCGAUCAUUCCACCAUGCCUAUCACAACAGUCUGUUUCAAAAAGACACUCGGAGAAAGACAAAAAAUUAUUCCACUUUCAACAAAACUUUCAAUCUUUGAAAAAAUUACUCUCCAAAAACCAGUAACCCUCUUCAUUAAUGGUAAUGAAUUUGUUGAAUUGGACUAUGGCCAUAUGUACACAGAAGCUGGUAAUGACCUUUUCAGAGAAAAGAAAUUCGAGGAAGCUCGCGAAUGCUACAAUACUGCAACCAAACGUUAUCCAAAUGAUUCAAGAGUGUUAUCAAAUAGAGCUCUUUGUUUAAUCAAACUUGGUAAUUUUUAUCAAGCUUUUAAUGAUUUGUCAACUGUCAUUGCAGACAAGAACGAAUCAACAUUACUCGAUAAGGUAUUACAUAGAAGAGCUCAUGCUGCCUCUGAGCUUGUAAAGAAUUUGACACCUAAUGACGAAAUGACCAACUUUAUCAACUCUCUUGUUGCAAAUACCAUUGUUAAGGAUGAAUCAUUGGAAGUCAAAUUACAUUACCUCUGUUUGAAGGAUAUGCAAAGCUAUUUCCAAAAGGUUGGUAUUCUUGGUGAUUACGCAACAGUCAUCAGAAAGAAGGAGGUCGAAUUGAAUGAUGUGAAAUUAAUCAGGUCAUUCCACUACUUGUUACAUAAUGCUCCUAAAGUGCUUAAUUACUGUCUUAUAACAAAGCGUGAGUUGACAGAUCUCAAGCAAACAACAGUCUUCCCAUCAUCUAUCUAUAGCCCAGAAAAUAAGGAUUCAUCUUUAAUUCAUACACCUAUGCCUUUCUGCUCACGUGAAUGGUAUGAUUCAGAAAUGGCCAGAUAUGAAGAGUUAUUUAGUGUAAAAUUGUGGAAACCAUUCUAUGAUAAUAAUGAAAAUAUUCAUGGAAAGCAAAUGUCAUCACAAGAACUUUACAAGUUUAUUAUUUUCACUACCUUCAAGUAUCUGUUGUCAAAGCCUGAUUUUGGUACUUUACUUUCUAGUGAUAUCAAUUUUAAGAUUUUCACCAAGAUACUCAUUUAUCUUGCUUUUAGUGCAGGAACUCCACCAAAAGUUUAUCUCUACAUUAAUAAUAAGAGUGAUGAAACUAAGAUAUCAAUGCGAGAAUAUAUUCACCAAAAUGUUAUUGAGUAUGUCCAUAUCCAAGUAAGAGAUUUCCAUUUCAUUGUAGAAUUCAAACAACCAGCUUCAUCAAGCUUUAGUGCAACUGAUAGUAGCUAUGGCGCAAAAGAAAAUCGUGUUAAACAUGGCUCUGAAAACUUCUCAAUUAGAGUUGGAGACAAUCUUCCUUCUGAAAUUUUAGAAUAAAAAUAAUCAUGUUUAUAUUGA
Naegleria gruberi is the source of this 2958-nucleotide messenger RNA. RefSeq lists its product as uncharacterized. Bases 166 to 2937 code for a protein of 923 amino acids. The transcript has a single exon. The record is from RefSeq and is a predicted model, not a curated record. Gene Ontology annotation, molecular function: protein binding. Lineage: Eukaryota; Heterolobosea; Eutetramitea; Acrasida; Naegleriidae.